UACAACAAAACUGCUGAGAAUGAGUUCAUAAUCGACAAGUUGCGUAUAAGCAUGUGAAUCUUUGUCAAUCAUGUUUUCCAUAAAACAGUAAACAAGUGAAACAAGUUUACAUUUAUGAAAAUAAUGACGGUUGUAUACACGCGUAAACUCGGUGCCGAUUGGGCUCAAAUAGUAGCAAUAUUUAUCGUUUCACUAUCAAUGCUGAAUUAUGGUCUAUUGUUUGGAUGGCCAUCAUCAUCAAUAGUAACAUUAACAGAUGAAGAUUACCCUCUUCAAAUCACUUAUGAUGAAGCUUCAUAUUUUACUGUGCUGCCUCCAAUCGCUACGAUAAUCACCGCUUUACCUGUGGGUUUUUUGAUUAAUCGAAUUGGACGUAAAUACACAUUGAUUAUCGGUACAAUUCCGUACUUCAUCUCAUGGAUUCUUAUUGGAAUCGCAAGUUCAAAGUGGACUUUCUAUGCAUCCAGAUUCAUAACUGGUCUGGGCGAUGCGUGCGCGAUUAGUGCGUGUUCUUUAUAUGUGGGUGAAAUUGCAAUUCCAAAAGUUCGAGGAAGAUGGGGAAAUUUGCUUGUGUUCACGCUGCUUUUUGGAAUACUUCUCGCAUACGUCUUUGGCACCUAUCUAGACAUACCCACAAUAUCGUAUGUAUGUGUGUGCAUGCCAAUCGUACAAUUGGUUCUAUUAUUCGGCAUUCCCGAAAGUCCUUACUUCCUGCUAAUGAAAAAACGCCACGAAGAAGCCAAAAUAUCACUAAAAUGGUUGCGUCAAAGCGACGAUAUAGAUAGCGAAUUUAUGGCAAUUUCUGCUGCCGUAGAAAGACAAAUGCAAGAACCUGGAUCAUAUAAAGAUAUUUUAUUUAUCAAGAGUAAUCGUAAGGCGAUGAUUGCAGUCGUAAUGAUUCGAUUGACACAACAAUUCAGCGGAAUGUCCGCAUUUGUCGUUUAUUCACAAACUAUAUUCGAACGUGCAGGUGGCAACCUGACAUCAACAACGUCCGCCAUGAUAUGUGGAGGUAUUCAGUUGGUGUUUUCUUUGGGCGGCGCAAUGUUUGUUGAUAAAUUAGGCAGAAGGAAAACAUUGUUCAAUUCAGCAAUUGGGUCAAUAAUUGUGUUAAUAUUAAUGGCGAUAUAUUUUUAUUUGGACACCAAUACGGAUGUUGAUGUUUCCGAUCUGCUUUGGUUUCCAUUGGUUGGAAUGGUAGUCUAUUUAAUUGUAUUCUCCUGGGAUUAUCAGUGGUGCCUACUUGGUCUGUCAAUGUUUAAUUAUGGUCUAUUGUUUGGAUGGCCAUCAUCAUCAAUGGUAACGCUUACGCUAAGUAGAGAUUAUCCGCUUCAAAUCACUUAUGAUGAAGCGUCGUAUUUAACUGUAUUGCCACCAAUUGCUACGAUAAUUACCGCUUUACCUGUGGGCAGUUUAAUUAACCAUAUUGGGCGUAAAAACACGUUGAUUAUCGGCACAAUUCCUUACUUUAUCUCGUGGAUUCUAAUUGGAAUUGCAACUUCAAAGUGGACAUUUUACACAUCUAGAUUUAUAACUGGUAUUGGUGAUGCAUGCACAAUCAGUGCAUGUUCUCUCUAUGUCGGUGAAAUCGCCGUUCCAAAAGUAAGAGGAAAAUGGGGCAACUUGUUGGUGUUUACAGUGAUGCUUGGAAUACUCAUGGCUUACGUCUUAGGCGGGAAUCUAAACAUUCUCACCACAGCUUAUAUAUGCGUUGGAAUGCCUAUAAUACAAUUAAUACUACUAUGUGGCAUCCCUGAAAGUCCUUACUUCUUACUAAUGAAAAAACGCUACGAAGACGCGAAAAUAUCACUACAAUGGUUGCGACAAAGUGAUAACGCUGAUGAGGAAUUCAAUGCCAUUUCCGCUGCUGUAGAACGACAAAUGCAGGAACCUGGAUCGUAUAAAGAUAUUCUUUUUAUAAAGAGUAAUCGGAAAGCAAUGGUUGCAGCAGCAAUGACUCGACUGACACAACAAUUCAGCGGAAUGUCCGCGUUCGUCGUCUAUUCCCAAACGAUAUUCGAACGGGCUGGUGGACAUUUGACAUCAACAACGUCCGCCAUGAUAUGUGGAGGUAUUCAGUUGGUGUUUUCUUUGGGCGGCGCAAUGUUUGUUGAUAAAUUAGGCAGGAGAAAAACGUUGUUUAAUUCAGCUAUAGGCUCCAUCAUUGUGUUGAUAUCAAUGGCUAUUUAUUUUUAUUUGGAUUCCAAUACAGAUGUAGAUGUUUCCGCAUUGGUUUGGUUUCCAUUGGUUGGUAUGGUAGUGUUCUUAAUUGUGUUUUCUUUGGGACUCUCUGUGGUGCCUACUCUUAUGAGCUCGGAAUUGUUUUCCGCUAGUGUUAAGGAAAAAUCUAUGUCAAUUAGUAAUAUUUUAUUCGCUGCUUUAAUUGCGGGGACUACAAAAAUUUUCCAAGUUUUAUCCGAGUUUGGAUUAUACGCACCGUUUGCGUUCUAUGCUUGCACGUGUAUUAUUUUGACGAUUGCGUGUUACUUUAUUGUUCCCGAAACCAAAGGAAAAACGCUUGAUGAGAUACAGCUGGAGUUUCAAGAUAAGAAACUAAACAAUGACAAAAUUAAACCUGGGUUAGCGUGAGCAUGCCAUAUUGUUAAUCUAUAACGUGUUCAGCUAAUUAAUUGGAGGUAAUAUCAUUAUCACAUAAGAGUGUUUCUUUUUUAAUUUGUACAUAAAAUGUAAAUUCAGAUUACUAAAACCUCAUCCCUAGAACAUAAAAUCUCAAUGCCAACUUUUAUCUUAUAGAAAAGGUCUGUCUUUAGGGUUUUCUUGGCAAUUAUUCAAAUUUUUCUUGCCGUAAAAACCAUCCUUGGACUUUAACGAACAUUUUAAAAAAGGAAUUGGCCAAAGUGGUCUAGGCGUUGUUCAGUUAUGCGGUUACCAACAGAUUUUGCGAUUCAAUUUUUAUAUUAUAGAAUUAACUCAUUUAAAAAACUAGAAGUAAAUUUUAAAAUUUCAUUAACUAAAAGUGUAGAAUGUUUAGGUUAGUUAGUACAUUGUAUAAUAUUUAAAUAAUUAUCGUCAAUUUUGUUGACACUUUCCUAUCUCA
This is a messenger RNA of Dalotia coriaria, 3058 nucleotides long. RefSeq names its product facilitated trehalose transporter Tret1-like. Gene Ontology annotation, biological process: transmembrane transport. Lineage: Eukaryota; Metazoa; Arthropoda; Insecta; Coleoptera; Staphylinidae. Gene Ontology annotation, cellular component: membrane. Gene Ontology annotation, molecular function: transmembrane transporter activity. The record is from RefSeq and is a predicted model, not a curated record.